Molecule: messenger RNA, 1153 nt
Organism: Alternaria rosae
Lineage: Eukaryota; Fungi; Ascomycota; Dothideomycetes; Pleosporales; Pleosporaceae
Product: HIT-like domain-containing protein
Exons: 3
Coding region: 100-1086 (328 amino acids)
Biological process (GO): deadenylation-dependent decapping of nuclear-transcribed mRNA
Cellular component (GO): nucleus; P-body
Molecular function (GO): hydrolase activity; RNA 7-methylguanosine cap binding
Source: RefSeq, a predicted model, not a curated record
CCCACAUCGUGCCGAAACCGCGGGAUACUUUGCAUGUGCUUUUAGAGCCACUCUGCCUUUUUCUGCGCUCGAAUAAGACCUCAAGAACCAUAGUCGACCAUGACUUCCACGACACCCCCAGACGUCGCCGCUCACGCAGAAUCUUUGAUCCCCAGAUUCCAUCUAACCCGCCUCCUAAACUCCGACCAAGCCGGUCGUCGCAUCUCCCUCUUGGGCACUAUAGACUCUAAACCCGCUCUCCUCCUCGCCGAACGCGCCGCAUUCGACACCAAUCCCACCAUCCUAUCCAACUUCUCCACCUCGCUUCGCAAUAUCAAAAACCUCGGUGCAAACGACAUCUACGCCUGGUUCCUCGCAAACUCCAACCCCAGCGAUGAGAAUCCGCCUCCAGACUUCAAGUUGAACCUAAUCUAUCCUUGCACGGAGAAACACAUCAAGAAGUACGAGCAACAGCGCUUAAGAGUUGUCACCGAGACUCCAGAGAUUUACGGAAAGUAUGUUAGGCCAUAUAUGCAGGCUCAGCGCGAAAAGGGCGCGUUGAACUGGGUGUUCAACAUCAUUGAAGGGCGUACUGAGCAGGAGGAUGUCAUCUAUCGUGAGGCGGGCGAGGAGGGCUUCUUGCUAUUGCCUGAUUUGAACUGGGACCGUAAGACGAUGGGUAGUCUACACUUGCUCGGUAUCGUGGAGCGAAGAGAUAUCUGGAGUGUAAGGGAUUUGAAGAGGAACAUGGCAGAGUGGGUGAAGCAUAUGCGGGAGAAGAUGCUUGAAGCGACUGUUAAGUUGUAUCCUGAGCUUGAGAGGGAUGAGUUGAAGCUUUACGUGCACUAUCAACCCACGUACUACCACUUUCACAUUCAUAUUGUCCAUGUUUCGCUGGAAGCGGGCAGUACGCAAGCUACCGGAAAGGCUUUGGGUCUAGAGAACAUCAUCUCGCAACUCGAGACCAUGGCUUCGACUUCGUCCUCAUCACCUCCCGGUAUGCAGGAUGUUAGCUUGACGUAUCAUCUUGGUGAGAGGAGUGAUCUGUGGGAGAAGGUUUAUCUGCCGCUCAAGGAGGGGCGAGAAGUCAAGGUGGAUGACUUUUGAGCAAAGCAAUACACUUUGAGGAGUAUGGACGACAGACUUUAUAGAUCACAAUGAACUGAACAGCUUU